Messenger RNA from Dictyostelium discoideum AX4, 351 nucleotides. RefSeq lists its product as hypothetical. Bases 1 to 351 code for a protein of 116 amino acids. The transcript is spliced from 2 exons. The record is from RefSeq and is a predicted model, not a curated record. NCBI's taxonomy places the organism in Eukaryota, Evosea, Eumycetozoa, Dictyosteliales, Dictyosteliaceae.
AUGGAUGGAAUUGAAGUAUGGGAGAAUAUAGGAAUAAUUAUUAUUAAAACUAUUCUUCAUUCUAAUGUUAAUGAUGAAUGGAAAUCUAUAAUUCAUGUAAUUGCAAUAAUUAUAAAAUUUAUUAUUUCCCAUUUAAAACCUGAUGGAGAAAAGCAUGGUACAAUGUCAAGAAAUAUCACUCACAUUUUAACAACAAUUUUCCAAACUAUUUUGCAAUAUCAAGAUAAUCCAAAUAAUUUUUUUAAUGAUAUGAAUAAUAUUAGUGCCAUUACUAUUUCUCUUUUACAAGAUAUAUAUAAUAUUUAUGGAACUUUGUACAUAGACCUUCCAAAAAAACAAUUAAAAAAAUAG